GCAUUGCACCUUUGCUUCGCGUGCACAGGCACUCAAGGGUGGGCUGCACUGCAAGACUGUCGUGCCCCGGCAGCCCUCCCUUGGUCCGAAAUGUGGGGAAAAUACCGAGGGGCUGCAUUUGCAUUUUCAGAGACCGGGCGAAUGUUUUAAAUGUUACAAAUAAACAGGCGGCCAAGAAAACAAACAUGGAUGGACUCCGAGUGGAGCCGCCUCUCCUUUCGGUUGGGGAGGACAAGACGCCUGAUCCCGGAAGCCGCUCUCCCCACGGCUAGUCUAUACGUUUGCAGUUCUACGGUAAACGAGCGGCCCCUGCCGCGCGUGAGCUUAGAGGAAAUGAGGCCGGGCACGCCUGUGGGCGGAGCAAAGGGAAAGGGCGCUCUCGUUGCGCAGGCGCGGGAUGCGUGAGAACGCUCCCAUAAACUUACUCCCGUGCAGAGUACACAUUUCUGCUUGUUCAUCUUUGGAGGCGUUUUGGUUUCCCGCGGUGCCUGGAUUUGCGACGCCGCCGUAAGAUUAGCACUGAACUUCACUGCAGGGCUGUUGUAAGAAACACUUAGAAACGCUUGGUCACGGCUUGCGAAAUGUGGAACCCGGAAGUCCCACACCCCCAAACCGGGAUUGUGUUUGUUUCUGUGCUCUAGAGAACCGGCAUUGCUCUGCGCAGGCGUGUGGCGGGAGGUGAGAAAGACACCUGCGCAGCCAAGUAGAGCCUCCCUGUCCAGGGGCAGUCUACCUCCAGCGGCCCAGCUCCUCCGCCCGCCGGGUGGCAUGGAGCUUCCCUGCCCAGGGGCAGCUCACCUCUAGUGAGAGGGCUCCUCGUGGCCCCUGAGUGGUUCUCUCCUCCCUGCCUCCUUCCCUCCCGCCGGGCCCGGCCAUGGCUGCUGCUUCGGAGCAGGAGGCACCAAGUGCUGCUGCCUGCUGGGCGGCGGUGCGGGCUCUGCUCCCGAGCACACGGGCCGGGCUGGGGCUGGGAUCGCUGGGGCUGGGGGCGGAGGGGGCCCGCGUGGCGCUGCUGCUGGAGGAGGCGGCCGCCUUGGUGUACCCGGGCGAUGCGGGCGAGGAGUCUCUGGGCUCGGAGAGAGCCCGCCGAGCCUGCCUGGAGCUGGGCGAGCAGGUCUGCGACUACUCUUGGGAGCGGCUGCACGUGGGCCCGUGGCGGGCGGUGAGCCCCGUGUGGCGGCGGGCGUGGGCGCUGGGCUGCCUCUUCCGCGUGCUGAGCCUGUGCCGGGCACGAGGGGCCAGUCGGGAGGCGCUGCGCCUAUGCGACUUGAGCCUCCUGCUCGGCGCGCCUGUCCUGGACGACGUCAUGGGCAGGCUGGUCCCCGUCCUCCAGCGGCACCUGCCAUCCGAGGAGCCAGCAGCGACAGCCCGCGCCGGAGCACCCCCGAAGAAGAAAAUCCGGACGGACUUCACCCCAGCAGCCCCUGCUAUAGCCCCAGAAACUGCUGUCCCACAGCUUCUCUGCCCAUCGCUGGAACAUUUCCGGGACAGUUACCUAACCCCUCAAAAGCCAGUUGUCUUGGAGGGGGUUGUGGACCACUGGCCUUGCCUGAGAAAGUGGAGCGUGAGCUACAUCCACCAGGUGGCUGGCAGCCGCACAGUCCCUGUGGAGCUUGGAUCGCGCUACACAGAUGAGGAGUGGUCCCAGACCCUCAUGACUGUGGAUGACUUCAUCAGACAGUAUAUUGAGAAUGAGGACCACAAGGGAUACCUUGCUCAGCACCAGCUCUUUGACCAGAUCCCAGAGCUGAAGCUGGAUAUUGGCGUCCCUGACUAUUGCUGCUUGGGCGAAGGAGACGAAGAGGACAUCACUGUCAACGCCUGGUUUGGUCCACCAGGGACUGUCUCCCCUCUGCAUCAGGACCCGCAGCAGAACUUCUUAGUCCAGGUAAUGGGACGGAAAUAUGUCCGUCUGUAUUCUCCUCAGGAAUCUGAAAACCUUUAUCCACAUGAAGGCCACCUCCUUCACAACACCAGCCAGGUGGAUGUGGAAGACCCUGACUUGGUGAAAUUCCCCAACUUCAAAGCAGCUGCAUUUCAAGAUUGCAUCUUGAGCCCUGGAGAAGUUCUGUUCAUCCCAGUUAGCUACUGGCACUACGUGCGGUCCCUGGACACAAGUUUCUCCGUCAGCUUCUGGUGGUCGUAGCGUCUGCUGGGAACAAGGGAGGACUCUUCUGCUCAGGGACAUCAGGCAAGAUGAAGGAAGGAGCUGCCAGGAAGCAGCAAGGGCUGUGACACACAGUUCAACUGCUGUGGUUGAGGAUCAAGGGCAUCAAAGAUGCAGUUUUCUGAAGGGGCUAAAAUAGUGACUUGUCCCUCUUUGGGUUUUAUUAAAAAGGGCUCUCUUAAAACUUUUCUCAAAGGACAACAGAAUACAAAUUAAUAUUUAAAUUA
Podarcis muralis (Common wall lizard) is the source of this 2394-nucleotide messenger RNA. It is a transcript of the gene KDM8, whose product is annotated as lysine demethylase 8. NCBI's taxonomy places the organism in Eukaryota, Metazoa, Chordata, Lepidosauria, Squamata, Lacertidae. Gene Ontology annotation, cellular component: nucleus. Gene Ontology annotation, molecular function: histone H3K36 demethylase activity. The record is from RefSeq and is a predicted model, not a curated record.